Molecule: messenger RNA, 1142 nt
Organism: Anastrepha obliqua
Lineage: Eukaryota; Metazoa; Arthropoda; Insecta; Diptera; Tephritidae
Exons: 2
Coding region: 148-1053 (301 amino acids)
Source: RefSeq, a predicted model, not a curated record
CUGAACAACGGAUGGAAGACGCCAGUUUGCUGCUUGAGAUAAAUAUAAAAAUUAUUAUUAAAAUUACGGAGCUCGCAACUCGCAGCAAGGAGUAAAGGAUCAUCUUCGUGUUCGACAUAGUGCCGGGUGUCUGAGAAGCAACCCAAAAUGACCAAAAAUUUAGUGUUAACCGGAGCAAUAACUGUGGCUUGCGUUCUGUUGCGCGAUUGCUUUGCACAGGCGAUAGCAGUUCCUUUGCAAUCGACUGCGCUUGGAACUCAGUCGCUAAAAACAGUUUCUGCACUUCAAAGUCUGCACACUCCUGCAGCGCCUUUAGCUAAACAUGCAAUAUUAGCUCCAGUAACAGUGCAGUCUGCUACGGCCACCACGUCACAAGGCAUUCACACUUUUCCUUCACUACAGCUGCAAAAGUUAUCACCGUUACCCAUGAUAGAACCUGGUAGUUCCUUAAUAACUGCAAUAGCGACAAAAAAACCUUCUGCUGCGCUUUCACCAUCAGCAAUUGGACUCUUUGUGCCGCUUCGUUUAACGGCAACAAUGACUCAACCACCGCCAGUAGCUACGCCACUUCCAGUUGCAAUACCUCAAAACUCAUCUGCUAGUACUAUUUCGUCUCCGGAGCUUGCCUCAGCAACCCAUACUUUGGAUUCGAACUCAGUAAAAUCUGCCACAUUUGCUACUCUAUUUUCCACCGAUGCUCCAGCCAUGAAAAUGGGUACAAAACCGCCUCUAUCACAUAAGACUCUACUAUCCAUCCAUGAAAAAAAGAAGUUCGGCAAACAUCCAAGCUAUAGAUUUAAAUCGAAACACCGUUCUAAAGCUACAAAGAAUAAAAUGACUGCAUUCGAGGCAUACUCGAAAAAACGGGUACGAAACUCUAAAGAAGAUUCGAGAACUUACUUUUCACCAGCUGUUUUUGUGGCUCCAGCGCCAAUAACUUAUUCGCCUAACUCAGUUAAGGAAUCCACUGGCUUACCACCUUGCGGUUUCAUCGUUAUUAUGCGUGCAAAUGGCGUUUUAGAACCGUUAUUACGGCUGCCACUUCGUCAGUGAGCUCACACUAAACUUCUAGUGCUAUAAGUGAUUCUUCCUUUUUAUGUUAAGUUACUGUUUUAUAUUUAAGAAUAAAAUGCAAAACAAAA